AUUGAAAGUACUUUUAUUCGGGAUAAAUGCAGUAAAACUUAUUCCUAUCCUUAUGUUCGUAGGUUUGCAGCUUAUUGUGAUGGAUUAUUGAGGUAUAUUCACUAUGAAUACGAGUGGAUUUUGAGGAGCGCUGGGUCUUCAUUUUUAGCAUAGUUAUGCCAUUUCACACAUCCUAUUGCUUAUUUAAGUGGUAGAAGAUUAUCAUAUAUUUUGAAAUAUUGGCAUGGAUGAGGAUAAAAUGGAUAGACAACAUUAAUGAGUGUUAUUCCUGGACGAAUAUAUAAUGUAGCAAAUAACCGACAAUCUUACACUAAAAGUAAUGAGAAUAUAUCAAGUUAUCAUAAAGUUGGUUACUUUUGUAAUUUCAAUAACAGAAGCACUAUCUCAUGAUCGGUUUUGCUUCCUAUACAAUAACACAUUACUGUCCAAAAGACAUGUGCUAUUAUCGCAAACAGAAAAUCAAUUAUCUACAGUUGAUGAUGUGAAUCUAGAUCCUGUAUUACCUCAAGUAGAGGAAAGUAUACAGGCAAACAAUCUUCUCUUCAGUUUCAAAUCAAGGGGUGACCAUAUAGAUGUAAAGUUACAUGCCCCCGUAGAGGCAUUAUGGAGUUUUGUUAAACGAAUCCUGCUUAAAUUCUACAGCUUAAAGCUUGAGAAUGAUUCUGGUACAUUUAAUUUGCUUCCAGUUGUCUUGUCUUGCAGUGGAGGAGUGGAUUCUAUGGCUUUAUUGCACUCAUUUGGAUUAAUAAAAAAGAACAUUACCAACCUUGUAUCCUCUCAUUUAUGGGAUAAACAACUAGGUGGGAACUUUUCAAAUCCGAAGGAAGUAGCGUUAAACUGCCUCGAGAACUUCUUUAAAAAUUUUCAUGUUGUUUAUGUGGAUCACCAGGUACGAGAUGAUACAGACAAGGAUAUAAAAUGUAUAAGUGAGGCAUGUAAAAAUUAUGGAUUUGAUUUUAUUGUCAAAAAAUUAGAACAUCAAGAACCAAAUACAGCUGAUACCUCAAAGGGUUUCCAAGAUAUGGCACGUGGAAUGCGCCGUCAUUACUGUGAAGAGCUGAUAAACACACUUCCACCUGUUCCGUUCUCCUUUAGAGAACUAUCAGAGCCAAUUAGUGCUGAUGUAACUUUUGAUAUGUUUGUAUUAUCAAAGGGUCAUUUAAAGAUCGAGAAUGUAGCUAGACAAUACUCUGAAGAGGAAAAAUUACUUGACAAAAAUCCAAGAGGUAUAGUAUUCAUGGGACACACUCUGAAUGACAAGAUCGAAACCAUUUUACAAAAGCUACUACGUGGUACGCACAUUUCUAAUCUGUCUGGAAUGAGACUAACUGCUAAUUUUGGUAAAGAUUCAGUAAUAGUACGCCCUUUUAUAGAUAUUCCUAAGGAUGAACUUAUAAAUUUCAUGAAUAUUAUUGGAGAAUCAUAUCAUGAAGAUUCUACUAAUUAUGAACAGACAUACAGACGUAAUCUUUUGCGUAAAAGGAUAUUUCCAGAAUUAUGCAACUUUGUUAACACAUCUAAAAGUGAAACCGAUAACACACGAGUAGCGAGAAGCCUUAGUACUCGCUUUAACAACUUAUCGAUCCAGAGUGAAGGCAUACAAGAUAUGAUAAAUUUUGAGGCGAAUAUGUUUGAAUAUUACAUUUUUAAAAAACAUGGGAACGUGCAUGACAAGUCUGUUAAUUUUAGUUCGUUUGAUUCGUAUGUGCUGGAGUCAUACUACGAAAUGUAUACCAAUCUAUACAAUAAAAAUGCUAGUCAAUUUUAUACAAAGGAAAUUGCCAACUUACAAAGGAAGAUUAGAUUUUUAAGGAGAAUUGGCCUUCUCAAUACAGAGCUGUUCCAUGUAGAUGAGUGGUUGUUGAUUCAAAACAGGAUGGUAAAGGAGGAAAUUUUGAGGCGUUACAUUCUUCGGCCUAAUAACAACCAGGAACUUAACUAUCGUGCUAUUUACGACAGUGUGCAAAAACUUGAAUCAAAUCCUGGAACUACUGCACCGAAGUAUUUUACCCUUUGUUCAGGAGCUAUUGUUCAUCAGCACUAUUAUCUGAAGCACACUAGCCUAAAACUGGAUGAUCUCACAUAUGAACAGGAGCCACAAUUCUCUGAUAGAUACUGCAAAUUCUAUGUUCAUGAUGGUAUCAAUGCUACAAUAAAAGGACAUGAACAACCAAAAUCUGACGAAUUUUGUCUGAAAUUUUUGGUACCAAUUGACCCAAAGACAAAUUCCAAUGGACUCUCGUUCGAUAUUAGGUUGAUUAGGAAUGACGAUACAGUCCCCUGUAAGUCUUUAUGGGUGCCAACUGCGGCAGCUUUAUUGGCAAGGAUGCAUUUUCCACAUAUUUUAAAGGAUGAAAUUCCGGUCAUUUCAGUGUCUGGUACAAAUCAAGUUAUAUGCUUCUACGGGGUUAACCUAAAUCCUCCAUAUUGUUCAAUUAUCCAGGAAGAACUUUUUAAUUCUGAUGAAUACAUAAAGCAACCAGAAUUUACAAUGAAAUACUAUAUACACGUGUCUAAAUGA
This is a messenger RNA of Theileria equi strain WA, 2521 nucleotides long. RefSeq lists its product as hypothetical. The coding region runs from base 320 to 2521 and encodes 733 amino acids. Gene Ontology annotation, molecular function: ATP binding; ligase activity, forming carbon-nitrogen bonds. Lineage: Eukaryota; Apicomplexa; Aconoidasida; Piroplasmida; Theileriidae. Gene Ontology annotation, biological process: tRNA processing. The record is from RefSeq and is a predicted model, not a curated record. The transcript has a single exon.